AUGAAAACAUUGUUGUUGCUGCUGAAGCAGGAGAGACGACGGACCGACGAGGAAACGCUCCAUUUCAGCCACGUUUCUCGGUCCAUAGUGAGCGUUUUCGGGGGGGAAGCGGCCAUGUCGGUGAAUAUGGACGAGCUCCGGCACCAAGUGAUGAUCAACCAGUUUGUUUUGACGGCGGGCUGCGCCGCCGACCAGGCGAAGCAGCUGCUCCAGGCGGCCCACUGGCAGUUCGAGACGGCGUUGAGCUCCUUCUUCCAGGAGGCCAACAUCCCCGGCCACCACCAGAUGAUGUGCACCCCCAGGAACACUCCGGCCACGCCGCCCAACUUCCCUGACGCCAUCACCAUGUUCUCCAAGCUGCGGGCGUCGGACUGCGGCCCCUGCGGCCCCGGCGGAGCCGGCGCCGGCGUCUCCCAGGUGUCCAUGGCGUGCUCCCCGCCGCCCUCGUCGGCCUCGGGCUUCGGCUCCUUCUGGGCGUCGUCGCCGCCCAGCCACCAGCCGGCGUGGCUGCCGCCGUCGUCGCCCACGGGCGCACACGUGCACCACCAUCACUACCACCAGCACCUGCACCAGACCCCCAUGUGGCCCCCCGGGGCCCAGCCCGGCGGCCCCCAGCAGCCGCCCGUCGCCUCGGCCGUGCACGCGCAGAGAUGA
Messenger RNA from Cololabis saira (Pacific saury), 654 nucleotides. RefSeq names its product UBA-like domain-containing protein 2. The transcript is spliced from 3 exons. Lineage: Eukaryota; Metazoa; Chordata; Actinopteri; Beloniformes; Belonidae. The record is from RefSeq and is a predicted model, not a curated record. Bases 1 to 654 code for a protein of 217 amino acids. Gene Ontology annotation, molecular function: protein binding.